GCCCUGCGGAAAGAUGGCCGCCGCGGGUCGUCCUCACGCGGUAGGAGCCACCUCCCUAACGACCUCGGCCGCUUCCGCACCGGCCCGGAAGCGGAUCCGCUCCGUCUCCUAGCAGCGGCGGGAGCCGGGAGGGAGCCGCCCGGGGCGGCUUGUGGCUGUGCUACAGUAUUCAGAGGACAUCUAUGACUGAUGUUUUCAAUGUAAUUCCACUUAAUGAGGUUAUGGGAGAGAGGGAGCCAUGUCAGAGGAGGCUGUUACCGAGGCACGCUUUUCUCUGAAGACAGUGGCUCUACGGGCAUUUCACCUUCCUGUGUCUUGGUAUCACUCUCUCACACAGAUAAAUCUUUCACCUGGUUUAAAGAAGCUGUUCACAGUCACAGCAGUGAGUGCCAUAUCUGUCAUUUUUCUGGCCCAUCAUUUCAAAAGAAAACGUGGAAGGAAAAACAAGCAAGUGUCCCAAUGGGAGCCAGGUCAUCUACUAUUAGAAUGUACCAAAGCAGCUGCAUCAGAAAAAGGUUCAAGUUGUUCCAGUAGCCGACAAAACUUGACUCUUUCUCUGAGCUCUGCCAAGGAAAAAGGAUCACAGUCAUGUAUCUAUGCAAAUGGAGGGCUUUUCAGUAAAUACUCUGGUUCAGUUCAGAGUCUGGUCUCAGUUCAGAGUGCCACCUCUUGUCACAGCUGUGCUUGUGCCAAUUCUAAUUCCUGGGAUAAAGCAGAUGAAGAGGAUAUUAAGCUUGUUAAUAUUCCAGUGACUACACCUGAAAACUUAUAUUUGAUGGGUAUGGAGCUCUUUGAAGAAGCACUGCGUCGAUGGGAGCAGGCAUUAACUUUCCGUAACAGGCAAGUGGAAGAUGAAGCAAGCUGUAGUUCCAUCAAGCUGGGAGCAGGAGAUGCAAUUGCAGAAGAAAGUGUAGAAGAUAUUAUUAGUGCUGAAUUCAUCCAUAAGCUUGAAUCCCUGCUUCAAAGAGCUUAUCGUCUCCAGGAGGAGUUUGAGGCCACCCUUGGGACCUCUGAUCCUGCUUCUCUGGCUAAUGAUAUUGAUAAAAAUACAGACAUUACUGUAAAGGAUAACACGGAUGAUUUUUGCCUUCGCGAUACAUUAAGCAUUGCAUCAACGGACUCUUUUGUUUCCACAGCUGAGCUUACGGAGCAUAGAGAAGUUCGUAAUACCUAUGGGCUAGAUUCCCUUUGCCAUUGCCCACUGUAUGAAGAAGCAAUGCACUUAGCAGAAGAAGGCAAAGUUUAUUCACGAGUAUUAAGGACUGAAAUGUUUGAAUGUCUUGGGGACAGCGACUUCCUUGCUAAGCUUCAUUGUAUUCGACAAGCUUUCCAGAUAAUUCUUUCAGAAACAGCAAACAGAAUAUUUCUUGCUGAAAGUGGAAGAAAAAUUUUAUCUGCCCUAAUUGUGAGAGCACGAAAGAAUCCAAAGAAAUUUGAAGAUGUCUUUGAUGAAAUGAUAUAUUUCUUGGAACAAACGGAUCACUGGGAUAAUACUGAAAUGGAACUUGCUGCUAGAGGAGUAAAAAACUUGAAUUUUUAUGAUGUUGUUCUGGACUUCAUAUUGAUGGAUUCAUUUGAAGAUUUAGAAAAUCCACCAAUAUCUAUACAGAAUGUAGUAAACAACCGCUGGCUGAAUUCCUCUUUUAAAGAAACAGCUGUGGCUUCGAGCUGUUGGUCAGUACUGAAGCAGAAAAGACAGCAAAUGAAGGUACCUGAUGGAUUUUUUGCUCAUUUCUAUGCUAUAUGUGAACAUAUCAGCCCUGUUUUGGCAUGGGGUUUUUUGGGUCCUAGAAAUUCCCUUUAUGACUUAUGCUGCUUCUUCAAGGAUCAAGUGCUUUUCUUCCUCAAAGACAUCUUUGACUUUGAGAAGGUGCGAUACUCAACUAUGGAGAGUUUGGCUGAAGACCUCAUGCAAUUAUUAAUCCGACGCACUGAACUUUUGAUGGCCUAUCUUGGAGCAGAUUCAUUGAAACAUGCCAGUGCUUGUGUAAGUGGUCAUGGGCAUGUGAUGACCAGUGGGCUCUUAGAAGCAAAGGCUCAGUAAGCUUAAAACCCAUGAGAUAUGAGAUGGAGUGCACUUUGAUAUGCUCCUUCCCACCUUUCUUUCCCACCCCAAAGCUUUCAUUGCUGUUAAUGAGCAAACAUCUGACAAUGUACCAUGUUGCUAAGUAAGGAAAAGGACUCAGGGAGGAUACACAUCUACAAAAAGAACUGGUGAGCAUACUGUUGUAUAUAUCUAAAUUAAAUGUGCAGCUCAGCUGACAUCAUGUUUAUAUUUAAUGUAUCCCAAAGCUUUUUUUCUGUAAUAUUUUGGUAAAGUUUAUUUAUGAAAUACUGUACUUUUGCCACAGAUAAUUUGUAAGUGGAGCUGAUGGAUGUGUCUCAUGUAAAGGCCUAUAGUACAAAAUGUUCACUACAGAGUCUCAAAGUCAUGAUGUGUCUAGGCCAAGGAGGUGUUUCAGUGGGGGUAUAUGCAGUUAUACAGUCUCUGGUUCAUGUGACACAUGCAAUAAAGGAAUCACAGUCACAAAACUGAACAUGUUGCCACUGCCCUGAAGUUACAUUUGUGUGGAUGUAAGCAGUCGUUUUGUACUACAGUAUAAGAGUGAUGCAGGCACUAUUUGGGCAGUAAUGACUUCCAGUAUGCAUUUUUUUUUGCUUUAUUUUUUGCACAAAAUCUAAUAAUCAUGGAGGUGUUUGAAUGAGACCACUUUUUAUAUCCAAACAGCUAUGCUAGUUUCACCAAUAUUUUUUUUCUUUUUUAAAACUGCAAAGACUUUAAAUGGUGGUGAUGGAUACAAUUCUUAGUUCUUAUGUAGCAUUUCAAAAUACGUUUUUAAAUCAUGAUAAUUUUUUAAUCGUGAAACAGAAUCGAGGGCAGUGUUUUGUAAUUAAAAGCAUUUACGUCUUCCUGCCUUCCUUGUAAGGAGGUCAAUUAUCUAUGUGGGAGGAAAUGUGGUGAUUUUUGGCCAUAAAGGUUAACAUGCAAAAGCGUGGUGGCUCAGGAUAUGGAAACCUUAACAUUGGUUAGGAGGCAAUACAGUAAUGAGGCAUGAGAAAACUUGCAGCAACAUUUUGACUGUGUUAAAGCUGAUAAUGAUCUAUAAUCUUGAAUUCCUUUGAACUGAAACAGUGUUUUCUAGUUAGCUUUUAAACUACGUUGAUGUAUUCUUGGCCACACAAAGCCAGCCUACAAGAAUUCAGCCUGUGUUAAGUAAGUAAUGAGACUAAUUAUAGACUAAUUCUAAACAUUCAGAUAUUCAGGAGCAUGUUGUUGUGAUGUAACAUAUGGAAGCAAACUUUGAUUAGAAACAUUUCAACUGCUGUUGCACAAAUAACCCAAACUGAUGGUACUUGAAGAUGAGGGCCAGUGUCUUUCCAUAGGUUUUACUGAAGCCAACUUUUUGUCGUGUUCAUUUGAUAAAGAUGAUGAAAAAGUAUCAUAUGACUUGUGUGAAAUGCCAACUGAUUAUAUUAAAAAAACAAAAAACAAAAAACAAAAAAUACAAAAAAAAAAACACCCAAAA
Lagopus muta (rock ptarmigan) is the source of this 3527-nucleotide messenger RNA. RefSeq names its product mitoguardin 1 (gene MIGA1). Gene Ontology annotation, biological process: mitochondrial fusion. The transcript has 16 exons. The record is from RefSeq and is a predicted model, not a curated record. The coding region runs from base 239 to 2044 and encodes 601 amino acids. NCBI's taxonomy places the organism in Eukaryota, Metazoa, Chordata, Aves, Galliformes, Phasianidae.